AUGACGGAGGAAGAAAGGUCAAAUUCAGGGGAGGAAACUGAGAAACCCGUAUUAUACGGGGUGGAUGAUGUUCCGCCGGCCCAUCUGACUAUUUUGUUUGGCUUACAGCAAGCUGUGAUGUGUAUUGGAGGGUCGCUUUCCUUGCCGUAUAUCUUGGCGACCUUACUCUGUCCGAUGGAUGAACAUAACGUGCGCGCGCAACUUCUCAGUAUAGCCAUGUUCAUGUGUGGUGUAGCCACCGUACUGCAGUGUUUCUUUGGAGUGAGAUUACCCAUAAUUCAAGGCGGUUCACACACAUUUGUGGCUCCAGUUGUUGCAAUGAUGACAUUAGAAAGGUUCCGCUGUCCAGAAAAAGGAUUCGACAUAUCCCCCGGGAACGGGACAAACAUUGAUUGGACAGACAGAAUGCGGGAGAUACAAGGGAACUUGAUCCUGGCCUCCAUGACUCAAGUCUUUGUAGGGAGUUUCGGACUCAUCGGAGUAAUUUUACGAUUUGUAGGACCUCUAACCAUCGCUCCAACGGUGUCUCUGAUUGGUCUAUCUCUGUCACAUGUCGUCGCCAUGUUCUGUGAAACACAUUGGGGAAUUUCUAUGUUGACUUUGUUUUUCCUCCUGUUAUUUUCAACAUGUAUCAACAAAGUGGAAGUCCCAAUUCCUUCGUUUUCACUGCAGCGGAAGUGUCAUACAAAGAGACUUCCGGUAUUCCAACUCUUUCCUGUUGUGAUUUCUGUCGCCAUUGUUUGGUCCCUGAGUCACGUGCUCACUGUAACCGAUGUCUUUCCCAGCAACAGCACAGUCACGGGACAUAAAGCGAGGACGGACUCAAAAUUAGAAAUCAUGACAGACUCUCCUUGGUUCACAUUCCCUCUUCCAUUCCAGUUCGGUCGCCCCACAUUUAGCUUGGCAGGUUACAUGGGUAUGAUGGCAGCAACAAUUUCCUCCAUUAUUGAGUCUGUCGGUGAUUACUUUGCGGCCGCGCGAUUAUCUGGUGCUCCACUUCCGCCAGCGCAUGCCAUCAAUCGAGGCAUCACAUUUGAAGGCAUGUCUAGUAUAAUUUCUGGACUGGUUGGAGCAGGGCAUGCUACUACGUCAUACAGCGGGAAUAUUGGAAUUAUUGGAAUAACAAAGGUGGCCAGCAGGACAGUGUUCAUAGCUGCGGGUGUGAUCCUGAUUAUCUGUGGGUUGGUAGGGAAAGUGGGAGCAGCCCUUGCCCUCAUACCAGAACCCAUCAUCGGUGCAACUCUUGCUCUGAGUCUAGGAAUGGUAGCAUCCAUAGGAAUAUCAGUGCUGCAGUUCUGUGACAUGUCCUCCAGCAGAAACAUCACCAUUCUGGGAGUUUCGUUCUUGAUGGGUCUCAUGGUGCCAGAGUGGUUAGCUGAAAACUCCCAAAAAGUUAAAACAGGUUCGGAUGAAUUGGACCAGAUGAUCCGAGUUCUAUUUGGAACAGCUUCUUUUGUUGGAGGUUUCAUUGGGUUUGUUCUGGAUGCUAUUAUCCCAGGGUCAAAACAUGAAAGGGGUAUAGACAGAUGGGUGAAGAUGUCUGACCAGUCAACUUCGGAGCAUUCGACCCUAGUAAGCGGAGUGUAUGACUUACCGUUUGUUACCAAGUAUAUCAAACGCGUCCGAGCAUGCCAGUACUUUCCCAUCUCGCCAUCCUUCGUGAAUUGUGGCACUUCCUGUCUCAGGACUUCACAUGAGGAAACAGAUGGAUGCAAAUUGACUGAAGAAAAUGGAUUGCUUCCUUUACAAAAGGAAGUAUGAAGAAUUUGACACUUAUGUUUUACUUUGGAGGGGGCUGUAGGGACACAAUUUUUCACUAUGUAAACUUCUGCUACUGUGUAACACGAGCACUCCAGUUCGUCGACAUGUUCGAAAGCUUAAGGAAUUACCCUAAAAAUUAAAAGACUGCAUUCCCAAAGUGUCAGAGAAAAUAAAUCACAGAGAGAGAUUAAUCAUACUGAUGAGAUACCAUACUAAAUACAUGUAUAAGAAUUUGUAUAUUUUGUGAGAGAAAUUUUGUUGGAGAUGCGUUUCAUUUUGUGUUGAUAUGAACAUCAAAUAUUCAUUAUAGAAAAUAAUUUUUGCAUAUCAGAUAUAAUUGUAAUAUUUCAAGCAUCAUACAUGUAUCAUUAUCAGAUUAUAUGUACUCAACGAAUGUAGAAUUUUCUGUCAAAAUACCCGCUUUUUGUAAAGCAUUCAUCUGUAACUGGAAUUCUUUCUACAUCAAUAAAAUAAUUGAAAUUUAAAGCAAGAGUGAUAAUUAAAUCUUUAAAAAGAAGUAUGAAAUACCAGGUACAGUAUCUGAAGUCAUUGUGCACAGGAAUUAAGUAUGUAGACCAUGGGCCAGUAAAGGUAAGGAGGGAUCCCCAGGGGAUUUUCGCAAACAAGUAUUUUUUUUAAAGUACAUAGUCCCCUGA
Ostrea edulis (European flat oyster) is the source of this 2417-nucleotide messenger RNA. RefSeq names its product solute carrier family 23 member 2-like. Lineage: Eukaryota; Metazoa; Mollusca; Bivalvia; Ostreida; Ostreidae. The record is from RefSeq and is a predicted model, not a curated record. Gene Ontology annotation, biological process: transmembrane transport. The coding region runs from base 1 to 1761 and encodes 586 amino acids. The transcript is spliced from 12 exons. Gene Ontology annotation, cellular component: membrane. Gene Ontology annotation, molecular function: transmembrane transporter activity.